Mobula hypostoma (lesser devil ray) is the source of this 8561-nucleotide messenger RNA. It is a transcript of the gene sv2ca, whose product is annotated as synaptic vesicle glycoprotein 2Ca. Gene Ontology annotation, molecular function: transmembrane transporter activity. Lineage: Eukaryota; Metazoa; Chordata; Chondrichthyes; Myliobatiformes; Myliobatidae. The transcript is spliced from 14 exons. The record is from RefSeq and is a predicted model, not a curated record. Gene Ontology annotation, biological process: transmembrane transport; chemical synaptic transmission. Bases 636 to 2810 code for a protein of 724 amino acids. Gene Ontology annotation, cellular component: synaptic vesicle membrane.
CGCUCUUAGUGUUUUAGGUACUCAAGACACGUCCUUCUGAAUCGAGAUUCGGGUUAGUCGUGUUAAAAGGGAUAGUUACUGCCGCAAAGUGACUGAGUCAUCUUGGAGCUGUCAUUUCAGCACCGAGCAGGCAGGCAGUGAAUACAGUAUCAGGACAACAAAAAUAAUCCGAUGACUAAAGUCUGCCUGCGUUUUGGAUGACUUUGUGAUUGUAACUUCACAUCGCUCUAGAAAAGUAGACUUUAUCUUUUGACCGCUCGUUAAGCCAGCACUAUCAACGAAGGUGAAAUUGUCUUUUGAAAUCGCUCUUAUUUUAUAGCGUGAACCCGGUUUGCAGAAACUCUCCAUCCGUUCAGUAGACUGCGGCCAUUGUUACUCCUCUGGAUUCUUGGCAACUCAUCUCAUCGACGGCAGACGAUGGCAAUGACAAUGGGAAUGUAACAGAAAAAAAUCCCAUUCACCAGCUGAGAACACUGAAGAGCCAGUGCUCCACUCACUGAAGCUCUGCAUGUUAGAUAGAAACUGAAUGCCAGAACCCCAAGCUCAAGGCUCCAAGUGUGGACAGUUGUUCUUACUCUCUGUAUCAUCACGUUCAGCCUGUUAAACGGAGGAAGGCGUUUAACAUUGGAGGAAGGAUGGAUGAUGCGUACAGGGACAGGACUACCCUGAUGAGGGGUGCCAAAGACAUUGCCAAAGAAGUUAAGAAACAAACAAUAAAGAAAGCCAACGUAGGAGCUGACUACGCUCAGGAUGAUUACAGCAAGACUGCUUAUGCUAAUUUUCAAGAUGAUGACGCCUACAACUAUAGCAGAGGGACCUAUGGAAAAGAACCACAAGAGGAUGAGGGUUCAAGCGAUGCUACUGAAGGCCAUGAUGAGGAGGAUGAGAUAUAUGAAGGGGAGUAUCAGGGGAUCCCAGAUACAGGCCAGAGGAAAGAGAACCACGUUGCCAUCGGACAACUUGUCUCGGAUGAGUACAAGGACCGUGAAGAGUUGGAUGCUGAGAGGAGAGCUGAUGAAGAGGAGCUGGCACAACAAUAUGAGUUGAUCAUUCAGGAGUGUGGACAUGGCAGGUUCCAAUGGGCACUGUUCCUUGUGCUGGGAUUGUCUCUCAUGGCUGAUGGAGUGGAGGUGUUUGUGGUGGGGUUCGUCCUGCCAAGUGCUGAGACGGAUAUGUGUGUAGAAAAUUCCAGUACAGGAUGGCUGGGCAGCAUAGUGUAUCUUGGGAUGAUGCUAGGGGCCUUUUUCUGGGGAGGUUUGGCAGACAAGAUGGGCCGUCGACAAGCACUCAUUAUUUGUAUGUCCGUGAAUGGAUUCUUCGCCUUUCUGUCAUCUUUUGUCCAGGGUUACGGCCUCUUCCUCUUCUGCCGAUUCUUUGCUGGAUUUGGGAUUGGAGGAGCAGUCCCAAUUGUGUUUUCCUAUUUUGCUGAGGUGCUGGCCCGGGAGAAGCGGGGUGAGCACUUGAGCUGGCUUUGCAUGUUCUGGAUGAUUGGAGGGAUCUACGCGUCCGCCAUGGCCUGGGCUAUCAUCCCUCACUACGGUUGGAGUUUCAGUAUGGGUUCUGCAUACCAGUUCCACAGCUGGCGAGUGUUUGUCGUUGUCUGCGCUCUUCCCUGUGUCUCCUCAGUUGUGGCACUUACCUUCAUGCCUGAAAGUCCUCGAUAUCUGCUGGAGGUGGGAAAACAUGAUGAGGCCUGGAUGAUUCUGAAACAAAUUCAUGACACGAAUAUGAGAGCAAGGGGACAACCAGAAAAAGUUUUCACAGUUAAUAGAAUCAAGACUCCAAAAUUGAUUGAUGAGUUAAUAGAGAUCCAAACAGACACUGGCACCUGGUAUAUGAGAUGGUUUGUUCGAAUUAAAACUGAAAUGUAUGGAAUUUGGUUGACAUUUAUGAGAUGUUUUGACUAUCCUGUCAAGCGAAACACCAUUCUGCUAGUUGUAGUUUGGACAACCUUGUCAUUUGGUUACUAUGGUCUCUCUGUCUGGUUCCCUGAUGUCAUCAAACACCUUCAGGCUGAUGAGUAUGCAUCCCGGGUGAAAAGGUUUUAUGGAGAAAGAGUUGAAGAUUUUGUGUUCAACUUUACACUGGAAAACCAGAUCCACACAAAUGGAGAGUACAUCAGAGACAGGUUCACCAUCAUGAAGUUUAAAGCAGUAACAUUUGAAGAUUCCCUCUUUAAGAACUGUUAUUUUGAAGACGUGACAUCGUUAUCGACUUAUUUUAAGAACUGCACAUUUACAGAAACCCUUUUCUAUAAUACAGAUCUUGAAGAGUCUAAGUUCAUUGACUGUCAGUUUAUCAAUACCACGUUUCUACACAACAAGAAAGGCUGUCAGAUUAACUUUGAUGAAGACUACAGUGCCUACUGGAUUUACUUUGUCAACUUCCUAGGAACACUAGCAGUGUUGCCGGGCAACAUUGUAUCUGCAUUGCUCAUGGAUAGGAUUGGACGCUUGACAAUGUUAGGUGGUUCGAUGGUCCUGUCUGGGAUCAGCUGCUUUUUCCUGUGGUUUGGGACCAGUGAGGCCAUGAUGAUAGGAAUGCUGUGCCUGUACAAUGGACUGACCAUUUCAGCAUGGAACUCUCUCGAUGUGAUCACUGUAGAACUUCUGCCAACUGACAGGAGAGCCACAGGAUUUGGAUUCUUGAAUGCCCUGUGCAAAGCUGCAACUGUACUUGGAAAUUUAAUUUUUGGUUCCUUGGUCGGUAUAACCAAAUCAAUCCCGAUUCUGUUGGCAUCCACUGUGCUAGUCUGUGGAGGCCUCGUGGGACUCUGGCUCCCUGACACAAGGAACCAGGUGCUCAUGUGAUUAGGUAAAGCCAUCCACUGGAUUUUGUUUGGUGCCCAAUGGCAGUGGUCAAGUGAAACGUUUGGAUAACAAGAUCUGUUGAUUAGACAAACAACCUGUUACACACCAGUACUUCCUCUUUGCUUUCCCAUGACAUUCCAUCCUAUUCAUAUUUUGCUUUCUAGGCUAAACUAAUUUCUACUUAACGUUACGUGUUCAAUAAGGCUGCAGCACGAUUGUUUGAAUGGCUGAGGGACCAACAAGGAACAGAAACAUUAGUCUGACGGUGGGGGUUGGGGGAUAUUUAGCUGGUAUGUAACCACUUUUCCGAUUUAUCCUCCUUUUUAUCGAACUAAGCCAAUUGAAAGUCUUCUGUCACAAUAAAUUAUCAAAUCUGUCAUUUUAGUAAAAUUAUGAGAUAAUGCUCAUGGCAAACGAGGACACAUAGUUCAUCAAGGUGUUUAUAGACUUAUAAUGUAAAAUAAUUCCAUUCCUUUGAUGUUCAUUAAAUCAGUAAGUUGUAUUUUUAAUUAUGUUUUCAAUGGACAAUGUUUUAUUUAGAUAGGAAUAGAGGGGCUUAUGAUGGGAAUGCAGAGUUCAAUCACCAUCAGCAAACCUUCCUGCUAAUGUUAUAUCAUUCGAGACUGCAUAUCAUCUCACGGCUGUAGAUUUCAGUAUUGUGGUGAUUUUGAAUGAGCAUGUUGCCAAUUGUAAGCAGUGUCCCAAAGAAAUGAAAACUGUUGAUUUGUACAGUAUAUUUCCAUUUCCAUGCUCUAAUUACAUAUUUCCCAUUUUCAAACAUAUUUAUUAACAGUAAUACAGAACAUCAAACAUUUUGAUUAAAGUAAGUUAUUUUAGAUUUAUGAGUAAUUAGAAUAAGAUGGUUGCUGUACAAUUGCCAGUACCAUAUUAUGCAAUCCCAGAAAAAUUUAAACUGUAACUGCACUGUAAGUAAUUUUAAGAGAAGAAUAUACAGACAUUAAAAUAAUUACAUCAUUUUACAUAUCUUUCUGUAUGCAAAGGAAUCUUAUUGCGCAUUCUUUUCUUACAUGAAAUGAAUUAUUUAGAAAUUAUCUUUGGUCAAUGGAAAACUAAUUCCAUUGAAGCCAAUGGAAGCAAAUUUAAACGUGCAUUUAUUAUUACUUUAGAUAUCUUCCUUAAUUAUUUUCUAAAAUCAAAGUAUUAAUUAGAACAGUUGAAAAGAAUUGAUUAUGCAACUAAAACCCUAUAGAGUGUCAUUUGAAACCUAAAUGGCCUUUGACCUCAUGUUCAUCUGUAAAAUAUGCAGUGUGCCUCUUGUAGUUUGAAGUAUAUAUAAAAUAUUUCAACUGAGUUUGUAAAUUCAGAGCUGAAUAUGAAUGCAUAACUAUUAGUACAAUUUCAUAAUGGUCCCAACAUGUAUUUCGCAUUUAUUUCCUUCAGAGCUUGGUCUUGUAGUGAAUAGUCAAAAAUAGGCUAGGGAUUUCCUCAGAGCAACUCCUGUACUCCUCUCCUGGCUUUUAAGUAUGACAGAAAGUGCAGAAGCAACUAUGAGGAAAUAUCUGAUCAUAGUAUUGCACUUGUCAAAUUAUGUCAUCUAUUAGCCAUAGUGAACUUGGUUGUCAGGUUUGGACUUUCUCCUUUGAUGCAAUAUUGCUGUAAAUUUUUCCUUGCACACUAUUGCUUUAUGAGAAUUAAAUGUGAAGUUAAAACAGUCUGAUUUUUCGUUAGCAAAAUUGGCAAAUGGGGAUCACUCCAACCCACUAAGUGUACAUUGUUCAUGCCAUUGUAAUGAUAACACCAGUUUCCAGGGCAGGACUAAAUUUUCCUAUUGUUGAUUAUUUUUCUGCACAAUACAACAGGCUGAUUUUUAUUAUCAUAUCAGCUGCCCAUCAAGCGUUCUCUUUUUUAAGUGACUAAUUUUUUUUAAAAACUGCAGGCAUUGGAAAUCUGAAAUACAAACAGGCAUAUUGUACACACUCAGUAGGUCAAGCAGGUGUGGAAAGAGUUUGUUUCAGGUCAAAGACCCUGCAUCGGAACACUUAACAGAAUAGAAAAAGCACAUCUAGGUGCUUCUCAGAAAGCACUUCCAAAGAGAAAUUAAUUGACAGGACCAGUUAAUUUUUUUGGCUGGAAGUUUGAUUUUGGGUGGAAAUUUGAACAUUCCAUUGAAAGGUCUUUAUUUGAAAUGUUAACUUUUGUUAAUCUUUCCACAGAUUUUUCAUGUCAUGCUGAGUGUUUACACAAUUUUUCCUUUUCUCCUUUUUCAUGACAAAGAAUCUGAUUGAGCUGAGAAAGGUUACUGAUCUAAUAUCACCUCUUUUCCAUCUCAGUGAGGUUGCAAGAACUGCCUAUUAACCCAGUCCUUUAUUUAAACUGCAAGAUCAUUGACAGAAAAUUGCUGAUGCAAGCUAUCAGCAGAAUUCUGACGAAUAUAGCUCUCAGCGGGGGAAUGCAACUAAAGGUUCCUGAGAACUAAAAGCAUUCAGCAAGAUAUGGCAACACAACAGCAAAAUAUUACCAGCCACGCAGAAGUGGGUAUUAUUCUUGAAAAUGAUUGGUUUUCAGAAUAUUCGGUUUCUCUAACUUGGAUCCACGUAGACAUUUUGCAAAGAUUCUUCCAAUGAAAAGCAUACUUCUUGUCUUUCCGCUCUUCUUCUCCAUAAUAUGUUAACCUGGUCUGGAUGUGCAUCUCGUGCUUUGAUUGGAAAUGGAUGUUGGAUUUAUCUACAGUUCACUACUGUCAUUUGAAAAUGGGAAUCAAGGGGAAAGUAACCGGUAGUUACGUAAAUACAUUUUGCUGAGCCCGUUGAGGCUUCAGUGGAACAACUUUGCAAAGAUGCAUACAAGUAUUGAUGUGACCUCAUAGCGUGUUUAGCAAAACCAACUGGGAUCAGUUUGAGGCAGACAUCUGCUUGAGUCUGACCUCCAGUGGACAAAAUAAACAUGGCAAUUAAUUGGCUAAUUUCCCAUGUCAUAAAAUACACUCACCUCGCAAAAAAAUUUCCCUACGUAGACAAUAGUUUGCAGUUCAAUAAUUUUUAUAGCAAAUUCACUGUCAAGCUAACUACCUCCUGUCAUUUUUCCCAUCAUUUAUUAAAUAUAUAUUUAAGAUUAAAUAGAAUUUUAAAAAGUACUUUCCCCUAAUUCUUCCUCUUACUAAAUGGUAUGUCUAUUUGCAUGUCUUUCAGACCUUUUGCUAAAGAUUCACUUUCUUGUAAACAUACUUCUGCAGGAUAUGAAUUCUAUUUUUUGUAUUUGGGAUGUAAUUUCUUAAUAACUGUAUCACAGUUCCAGCCUAACCAUUUAAGGAGCUGAAAUAGAUCAAAGCUGUUUGACAAAAUAGGAAUGAUCCCAGAAAUGACACAACAUCCAAAUUUGGAAUUCUCACUUAUGAGUUGCAUAUUCUAUUCUCAUUCUGACCACCAUAUCCAGAAGGUUCAAUCUAAAUACUGUAUUUCCAUUAAAUAUGUGAACCUUCAUUCAUAUUACCAGGUUAAGGUCUUAUGGGAUGAGGAGUUGUCUUCUGAGAAAUUUGACAAUUAUUGCAAAAUUAGCAUUAUUCUGCAUUGUACUAUAUUUUCCUGCCUCUGUGUAAAAACUGGAGUUCUUUUGUCUGUAUCUUUCUAGUGUCUUAGUGUUUUAAAAAUGUGUAAGUGUUUGUAGAUCUAGUAUAUAAAUGUGAAAACUCAUUGUAGUUGUUUCUCGACAUCUGCGAACUUUACUCUAUCUUUGCCAGGGCCAUCGUCAGAAUUUAGUAGGCCAGGGAGAUAAAGCUCUUUAGAAUGACUAUAGCCUAAUAAAUCAACAAUGAAAUGAUUGUAGUGUACAAAUUCAUAACACUCUGUUAUCGGCUCCUAUGGAUUCUAACACAUGAUGCAUACUCUACUAAAUAUCCAUGAGGCAAACUCUUCAUAAAUUGUAUGUAACCUCUUUAGAUUCUUAUAACUUAAAUCAAAUACUAUCUAAUCGGAUAAGUGAAAAAUCCUUUGGGAGUUCUUGGUAUUGCCUAUGCAGGCUUUAUGCCAAAUCUUGUAUAUAUAGAUAGAACCAUGCAAUACUCCCAUAGUCUUAUUAGGACAUUUUCUACAAAUGCAACAGGAUGGAGAAAACAUGUCUGUAGCUCUAACAAAAAAACUUGACUUGUUAAUCAGAAUGCCUCUGUAAAACUAAUCUAAUGUUUGUUGUAAGUAGUUCAGCACAGUCACUUUACAUGCAAUUGCUUGCAUGGUAUCUGGGGUGCAUUUGCUGAUAAAAUGGAUGGCAACUUUUGUACAUUGAUGAAAUGACUUGUUGUGUCUAUCAACACUUUAGUAAUAAGGGUAUAUGUUGUAAUGGAAAUAUUAACAUAAACAGAACAAAACAGACUAAUUGUGCAUCUUUGCUGUGGGGAUAAUGAGAUGUGAUUAACAAAAAUUUGUUACAAAUUCUGAUGCAAAUGAUAACCGAAGAUGUAAAGAGCAAAAUUUUAUCAAAAUAAUGUAUAUUCUGUUUCCUAUACUUUGAGAGAUUGAAUUUAAGCACAUCAACAAAGCUCUAUUAGGAAUAGAUAAUAGUCCAUUGAUAGUUACCACAUAGAUUGUGCCAUUAAAUUUAAUACUUGGAAGAAAUAGAAUCCACCCCCACCCUUUAAAGAAAUUUCAUCCAUCACCAUCCAGUGAUGGUACAAUUGAAUUCAAAACUUGAAGAGGAAUACAGAAAUAGAUGAUCAGUCUUAUCAGGCCUUUGCUAGAUAUACCAGCGCAUUUGAGGGAGUGGCCUCUAAGGAUGAAACAGCUGAAGAAUUGAAACAGAAAGAUAUGUCAAUAUUUUUAGAUAUUAUCAAUGAAAUUGUUUUGGGUGUUCCCAAAAGUGGAGUUCUCCAAGAUUCAGUUCAAGUUUUUUUUCAGUACUAAGGAUAUAUACUUUUUCAUGUUAUUGUGAAGUUUGUCUUUACACCCUUUUACAGACAUGAUGCCACGGUGAUAUGACAUAAAAUUUAGUCUUUUAGAAUAGGUACAACAGAUUACAUUGAAAAGAAAUUAUGAACAUUUUAAAAGAUAAUGUCUGGUGACCUAGAGAUCAAGUUGGUUAUUGCCUCCAGCAAUAGCCUUGCUCUGCAAAGAUUUAGUUUAACCUUGACUGAAGCUGACAAAUGUUGUUCUAUUUUAUGGUCAAUGAUGGAUGAGGUUGCAACAUGCAUAAUCCUUGUAUUCUUUCUCAUGAUAUAAUAUUAAAGAAAAACAAGAACUUAAAUAUAACCUACUUAAAUUAUAUUUAAAUAGGUACAGGACAGGACAGAAACAAAGUAGAUGAUGUAAGGGGCUCAUGAAUAACAAUUUUAAAAAUGCUGUAUUUGACUCUCCUGUUCUUAAUGUUGGCGAUGUCCCUGACAUUUAAGUCUCCACAUCUAUCCAUAGUAAAGUUUUGGAAAAAAAACAGAAACACCCCCAGUCAACAACUCUAUAUGCUUGCUAUUGUGUGUCAGCUGAUUGUGUACGACUCUCUAAUUUUUUUCCCUGUUAAUGUUAUCCAAAAACUGAGAUGCACAUUGCCUGUACGCUGCAAUGAAUCAAUGGGAUUUCAGCGCACUGGGACGACAGUGUGUUAAUCAUAAAUAUCAUAAGCUGUGUCAAAACUUGUGAAAGGGCAUGUCAAAUGUAGAAUGACUGUAUGUACAGUGUAAAUUCAAAAAUGUGGGACUGUGUAUAAAAACAAUUGCCAAAUAAAUAUCAGUGAUGUCAUGAAUAAAAAGAUUAAACUUGAGCCAUAUGGAAGGAAGAGCACUUUUGCUCUAUGGUAUUAAAAUAAAUA